ACGCCCCAACAGAUGCUACUGCCAUUUUUCGGAUUUUCUCUUUUUAUUUACCCCUCCCAUGACAAGUAUAAUGGAGCUUGAAAUUCAUUGUCCAAGGGCAUUUUGGUCAUUCCUCCUCCUUCCCUUCCUUCUCCCAUGCAUGGAGUGCAUAGGAAUCGGUUUCCCCACCUUAGGAAACGAGACGGAUCGGCUUGCCUUGAUCGCAUUCAAGGAUCCGAUAUCCAACGAUCCUUCCCGCUUCUUCAGCUCAUGGAACGAUUCUGUCCAUUUCUGCAACUGGGAAGGAAUCACAUGCGGUCGCCGGCAUCCUCAAAGAGUCAUUGCCUUGAAUCUUGUAUACCACGGAUUGGUGGGACCCAUCUCACCUCAGAUAGCAAACCUAACCUUCCUCAGGAGUAUCAAUCUCUCAGGCAAUAGCUUCCAUGGCAAAAUCCCACGUGAAAUCGGCCAGCUCUUCCGGCUUCGGGAUCUUGAUCUUAGUUAUAAUGGGCUGCAAGGAGGAAUUCCUGAUGAACUGUUUCACCUCUCGAAAAUCACAUCCAUCCAUUUAUAUGAAAACAACCUCAUAGGGAGAAUUCCAGUCUUUCUUAGCUCUUUGUCAAAGCUUGCAUCAUUAGAUCUUGGUAGUAACAAUCUCAUCGGCAACAUCCCACCAUCACUUGGUAAUCUCUCGUCUCUUGUUUUUCUCUAUCUAGAUCAUAACAGUUUCGAAGGAAGCAUUCCAGAUGAGCUUGGACGGCUUGUGAAGUUAGAAUUUCUUCUCAUCUCUGUAAAUAAACUGUCUGGUCUGAUUCCACCAUCACUUUACAACCUCUCAUCCAUCGUUAAUCUUGCUGUGGGAGGUAACCAACUUCACGGAAACCUUCCAUCCAAUCUAGGUCUCACACUUCCUAGUCUCAAAGGUCUUUUACUUGCAAAAAAUGAAUUUAGUGGACCUAUACCAGCUUCAUUAUCAAAUGCUUCAGGACUUGUUCUGGUUGAUAUUCCUUAUAAUAGUUUCAGUGGACCUGUGCCUGAGAAUUUGGGGAGACUAAAGGAUCUUAGUAUCCUAAAUUUACCGGGCAAUAACGUUGGAGGUGGAGAAGGAGACAAUGACUUGAGUUUUCUCACUUCUUUAACGAAUUGUACCCAUUUGAAAAUUUUAAAUAUAUUUUCCAAUCAACUAAGAGGAACAUUGCCUGACGCUAUCGUCAAUCUCUCUACCCACCUAACAGAACUAAUGUUGGGAGGAAACCCAAUAUCUGGAAGAAUCCCCACAGAUAUUAGCAAUCUUGUUGAAAUGAAUAUGCUAGAUAUAUCUGAGACUUCUCUCAUGGGUACCAUUCCUAUUGGUGUUGGAAAGCUUCAAAAUUUGGAGGGAUUGUAUUUGUCCAGAAACAAACUCUCAGGACAAAUCCCAUCCUCCAUUGGCAACAUCACUGGAUUGGCUAUGCUCGCUUUAAAUGAAAAUCGUUUGCAGGGACGUAUCCCUUCGAGUCUUGGAAACUGUCGUCUUGAAGUACUAGAUCUCAGUGUAAACAAGCUGAAUGGUAGCAUACCCAAAGAUGUUUUAAGUAUUACUUCUCUGGUUAAACUUUAUGUAGGUGAGAAUUCUUUGAUUGGAUCUCUGCCGACAGAAGUUGGUCAGUUAAAACAAUUUCAAGUUUUUGAUGUUGCUCACAAUAAAUUGACUGGGGAAAUUCCAAGCACGCUAGGCGACUGUCGGAGCAUUGAAGUCCUUAAUUUAAGCUAUAACUUAUUUCAAGGAGCCAUUCCUCCAUCUCUGAGCAACUUGAAAAGUAUUCUACUGCUAAAUCUUUCUCACAAUAACUUGUCUGGGCAUAUUCCACAAGUUCUGGAGAAAUUCUCAUUUUUGCAGUAUUUGGAUUUGUCUUCCAAUGAUCUUGAGGGUGAAGUCCCAACUAAAGGGGUUUUCAAAAACUUGAGCGCAUUUUUGGUCCUCGGAAACAACAAGCUUUGUGGAGGUAUCCCACAAUUACGGCUACCAGUGUGCCCAAAGAAAGCUCCUAAGAGACAUGGAAGGUCGAUUUCACGAAGAGUGAUAUUCUCAGCGGUCGGUGCAGUUUUGGGAUUGAUUCUUUUAUCAUUUCUCUUUGCCACUCUUUAUCGGGCUAGAAGAAAGGCCAAGAAGAAUCCUUUGCCUGCGUCUCUCUUGGAGGGCCAGUUCUUAAAUAUUUCCUAUGCAGAUCUCUUUAAAGCGACUGGUGGGUUCUCUUCAGAUAGUUUGAUUGGUGCUGGAAGUUAUGGUUCUGUAUACAAAGGAAUUCUAGAGCGUCAUAAAACACUUGUUGCAGUGAAAGUUGUCAAUCUUCAACAACGAGGAGCUUCAAGGAGUUUCCUUGCCGAAUGUGAAGCCUUGAGAAAUAUCCGGCAUCGGAAUCUAGUUAAAAUCAUUACUGCUUGCUCAAGCAUUGAUUUUAAGGGCAAUGAUUUCAAAGCUCUAGUGUUUGAGUACAUGACUAAUGGGAGUCUAGAGAAGUGGUUGCAUCCAAAUGUAUACGAGCAGCACGAGUCAAGGAGCUUGAAUUUUAUUCAGAGGCUAGAUAUAGCCAUUGAUGUCGCCUCUGCAUUGGAGUAUCUUCAUCACCAUUGCGGCACACCAGUUGUUCAUCGUGAUCUAAAACCAAGCAAUGUUCUAUUGGACGAUGACAUGUGUGCCCACGUUGGUGAUUUUGGAUUAGCAAGGUUCCUUCCUAACGCUGCAAGUAAUACCUCUCAUGAUCAAACCAACUCGACCGGUAUCAAGGGAUCUGUAGGCUAUAUUCCUCCAGAGUAUGGAAUGGGUGAAAAGGCAUCUACACAUGGAGAUAUCUACAGUUAUGGUAUCCUUCUUUUAGAGAUGUUCACAGGAAAAAGACCAACUGAUGACAUGUUUAAAGAUGGUCUAAGCCUUGAUCGAUUUGUUAAGAUGGCUUUACCAGAUCGAGUGAUGGAGAUUGUAGACCCACGACUGCUCUUGGAAGAAGUUCAAGAUUUGAACAAUAGCAAACAACGUCGCAUUGCAAGAAUUAAAAUGCAAGAGUGCUUGGCUUCUGUGACCAAAAUUGGCAUUGCAUGUUCUGUAGAAUCUCCAAAUGAGCGGAUGCGAAUGAGAGAUAUUGCUGCAGAAAUGCGUGCAAUCAAGGACUUAUUUCUUGGGGUUGGGAUUCACUAAGAUCAGCAAAAUGGGGCAGAAUUGUUAAGCCAAGGUUCAUCUUAUCUUAGUUAUUAUUAACAAGUUGUGUUUAGACAUGGAAUAUUGAAAGAUACAUAGGUGUGGGUAAGAUGCUCAUCCCUGCGCUGAGGGUUUGUAUGCAUCCAGAUGUCCCGGCAGUUCCCCAUUGCCCUUUGGACAAGGUAACAUGUUGUUGGGUUGUGUUUAAUCAGUUCUUUUCUGUGUUUUGGUAUUCUUUUAGCUUUGGUUGUGUUUGCUUUGCUUAGUGGUUGUGUAGUGGAGGGAUUAGCCCGUCUGGCACUCCUUUGGAGAUGUAAAUGGUUUUUGUUUCCAGAUCAAUAAAAUUUCAGGUAGUGUGCUCCCAAAAAUAUAAAAUUACUUGGUGUGGAAAGUUGGAUAAUGAGUUUUAUUUAGUUCUUCAGCAUUGUAUUAUUUC
Molecule: messenger RNA, 3590 nt
Organism: Magnolia sinica
Lineage: Eukaryota; Viridiplantae; Streptophyta; Magnoliopsida; Magnoliales; Magnoliaceae
Product: putative receptor-like protein kinase At3g47110
Exons: 2
Coding region: 59-3154 (1031 amino acids)
Biological process (GO): protein phosphorylation
Molecular function (GO): ATP binding; protein binding; protein kinase activity
Source: RefSeq, a predicted model, not a curated record